Rhodamnia argentea is the source of this 1285-nucleotide messenger RNA. RefSeq lists its product as uncharacterized. The transcript is spliced from 2 exons. The record is from RefSeq and is a predicted model, not a curated record. The coding region runs from base 1 to 1284 and encodes 427 amino acids. NCBI's taxonomy places the organism in Eukaryota, Viridiplantae, Streptophyta, Magnoliopsida, Myrtales, Myrtaceae.
AUGCACAUGAUCGCCCGAAGAUCUUCGUCGCCCUCAUCGCGGCUGCCGUCCCUCGAUUCGUGUCUCCUUGUCAUGAUAACCACCGUUUCCACCCUCUCUCUCCUUACGCUUCUCCAUCCAGACUCCUCCCUCCUCCUCCUCCUCACCCCUCGCAGCUCGGAGCCCCCCGUCAAACCAAGGUCACUGCCACCAUUGAAGAACAGCACGGCAGAGGCUCAGGCAGAGCGGAGACCUGAGCUGGACCAGUCGAGAAUGGCAGUCUGCUUGGUGGGAGCAGCGCGGCGGUUCGAGCUGACCGGGCCCUCCAUCGUGGAGCACAUACUCAAGGGGCAUCCCAACUCGGAUCUGUUCUUGCAUAGCCCGUACGACGAGAACUCGUACAAGUUGUUGCUGCUGAAGGAGUCGCCGAGGAUUGCUGCCGUGCGCAUUUUCCGUCCCGAGCGGAUUUGCGAGACUGAGUCGCAGGCCCGAGUUCUCACCGGCCUCAACUCCCCCAGUGGCAUUCAGGGCCUUCUUCAAUACUUCAACUUAGUCGAGGGUUGCCUCGACAUGAUCCGAGCCUACCAAACCCAAAACAACUUCACUUACGACUGGAUAGUCCGAACCCGAGUGGACGGAUUCUGGACCGCCCCCUUGGGCCCCGAACACUUUGUACCGGGCAAAUAUGUGGUCCCACAGGGCUCCAACUACGGCGGUCUGAACGAUAGGCUCGGCGUAGGCGAUCUUGGCACGUCAAUCGCUGCCCUCUCGCGCCUGUCGCUGAUCCCGCGGCUCGACUCGGCCGGGUUCCGCCAGCUCAACUCGGAGGCCGCGUUCCGAGCCCAACUCCGAGCCCGGCGCGUGCCCCACGUGGCGAAGCGCGUGCCCUUCUGCGUCGUUACCGACCGUCGGUACGCGUUCCCUCCGACUCGCUAUGGCGUGCCGGUGGCCGCGAUGUCGAGCCGGGGUCCGCUCAGCGGGGCCAAGUGCAGGCCUUGCACGGCGGCGUGCCGGGGUAGGUGCGUGGCGCGUGCGAUGCGGUCGAUGGACAGGUGGUGGAGCUGGACCAACUGGGAGAACGGGAGCCUCCAGCUGUGCGACGCGCGUGGGCCGUGGGAGAAGGGGUGGGAGAGGAUGUUCGACGGGGUCGCGGGGAAGGAGGUGGCGCGUGGGAGGAAGAGAAUUCGGGGUCUGCGGUUGGAGGAGUGCGUGAGUGAAUUCGAGGACUUGAAGGGUCGGACUGCAAAUUGGGACGCGCCGUCCUCGAAGGAAAUAUGUAGCCUGGGCCUGGCGAUUGUCCAAUGAA